This is a messenger RNA of Caenorhabditis sp. 36 PRJEB53466, 6526 nucleotides long. NCBI's taxonomy places the organism in Eukaryota, Metazoa, Nematoda, Chromadorea, Rhabditida, Rhabditidae. The record is from the annotation of a GenBank genome assembly.
AUGUCGAACGAGGGAGAUCCACCGGCGCGGGUACCAGACGCUCAUGCCGCAGAGCCACAAGAGGUUCCGAUGGCUCCGGGAGCUCCAGCCGCCGAAGGAAGCCGAGCCGAAGGAUCCGCGUCGUUUUUGCGAGCCGCGAGAGCCGGCGAUCUCGAGAAGGUGCUCGAGCUGUUGCGCGCCGGCACCGAUAUCAACACGUGCAACGCGAACGGUUUGAACGCGUUGCAUUUGGCGUCGAAAGAGGGACACUCCGAAGUGGUCAGGGAGCUGAUCAAGCGGUCCGCACAAGUCGAUUCGGCUACUAGGGUGAAACUCUUCUUCUUCUUCUUUCUUCUAGAAGACUUAUGAAAUGUUUGCAGAAAGGAAACACCGCCCUGCACAUUGCCUCACUCGCCGGCCAAUCGCUCAUCGUGACGAUCCUUGUGGAGAAUGGUGCCAAUGUCAAUGUGCAGUCGGUGAACGGCUUCACACCACUCUACAUGGCCGCUCAGGAGAAUCAUGAAGACGUCGUUCGCUAUUUGCUCAACCACGGCGCCAACCAGGCACUCUCCACCGAGGACGGCUUCACGCCGCUCGCCGUCGCUCUUCAGCAAGGCCACGAUCGUGUCGUCGCCGUGCUUUUGGAGAAUGAUGCGAAGGGAAAAGUGCGGCUGCCGGCACUGCACAUCGCCGCAAAAAAGGACGACACGAAGGCGGCGACGUUGUUGCUGCAGAAUGAGCACAAUCCGGACGUGACGUCGAAGUCGGGCUUCACUCCGCUGCACAUUGCGGCGCACUACGGCCACGAGAACGUUGGGCAGUUGUUGUUGGAGAAGGGCGCCAAUGUGAACUAUCAGGCGAGACAUAACAUCAGGUUUGUGACCCGUCUGGGGCUCUUUGUAUAAUUCGAUUAGUGCCCCCCAGAGAGACACACUUCUUUUGUUUUCAGCCCACUUCAUGUCGCCACCAAAUGGGGACGUACCAACAUGGCGAACCUGUUGCUCGCGCGCGGAGCCAUCAUCGACUCGCGCACCAAAGAUCUUCUCACGCCGCUUCACUGCGCCGCACGUUCGGGCCAUGAUCAGGUCGUCGACCUGCUCGUCGUCCAAGGUGCUCCAAUCUCGGCGAAGACCAAAAACGGUCUGGCACCGCUGCACAUGGCCGCGCAGGGAGAUCAUGUCGACGCGGCGCGAACGUUGCUCUACCAUCGUGCUCCGGUCGAUGACGUCACUGUCGACUACCUGACGCCGCUGCACGUGGCGGCGCAUUGUGGACACGUGCGCGUCGCCAAGCUGUUGUUGGACCGAUCUGCGGAUCCGAACGCCAGGGCGUUGAACGGAUUCACUCCGCUUCACAUUGCUUGCAAGAAGAAUCGGAUCAAAGUGGUCGAGCUGCUGCUCAAGUAUCGUGCGGCCAUCGAGGCAACAACGGAAUCGGGGCUGACUCCGUUGCACGUGGCCGCCUUUAUGGGCGCCAUCAACAUUGUGAUCUAUCUGCUGCAGCAGGGCGCGAAUCCGGACGUGGAGACGGUGCGCGGCGAGACGCCGCUGCACCUCGCCGCUCGUGCGAAUCAAACCGACGUGGUGCGUGUGCUCAUCCGGAACGGGGCCCGGGUCGACGCGCAAGCCCGCGAACUGCAAACGCCGCUCCACAUUGCCAGUCGUCUGGGCAACACUGACAUUGUGGUGCUUUUGCUGCAGGCGGGCGCCAACUCGAACGCGACGACGCGCGACAACUAUUCGCCGCUGCACAUCGCCGCCAAAGAGGGUCAAGAAGAGGUUGCGGGCAUUCUUCUCGAUCACAACGCCGACAAGACGCUUCUCACGAAGAAGGGCUUCACGCCACUGCAUCUCGCGUCAAAGUACGGAAAUCUGGAGGUGGUUCGAUUGUUGCUGGAGCGGGGCACUCCGGUCGACAUUGAAGGCAAGAAUCAGGUGACGCCGUUGCACGUGGCGGCGCACUACAACAACGAUAAAGUGGCAAUGCUUUUGCUCGAGAACGGCGCCUCGGCGAAGGCGGCGGCGAAGAACGGAUACACUCCUCUGCACAUUGCCGCCAAGAAGAAUCAGAUGGAGAUCGCCUCCACCCUGUUGCAGUUCAAGGCGGAUCCGAACGCAAAGUCGCGCGCCGGAUUCACACCGCUUCAUCUCGCUGCUCAAGAGGGUCAUAAGGAAAUCUCGGGGCUCCUUAUCGAAAGCGGCUCCGACGUGGGCUCCAAAGCCAACAACGGACUGACGGCGAUGCAUCUGUGCGCUCAAGAGGAUCACGUGCCGGUCGCGCAAAUUUUGUACGCAUCGGGCGCCGAGAUUAACAGCAAAACGAACGCCGGCUACACACCGCUGCACGUGGCGUGUCACUUUGGACAACUCAACAUGGUUCGGUUCCUGGUGGAGCAUGGCGCGGAUGUUGGCGAGAAGACGCGAGCCUCGUACACGCCUCUGCAUCAGGCCGCCCAACAGGGUCACAACAAUUGCGUGCGCUAUCUGCUCGAGAAUGGCGCGUCGCCGAACGAGCAAACUGCGGUAAGUCGUCGUUGCCAAUCCAUCAGGAUUAGUCGAGUCGCUCUCAUACGCGAGUCUCCCACCCCCAAACACAUCACUUGCAGAACGGUCAAACGCCUCUCUCGAUCGCCGAACGUCUCGGCUACGUGUCGGUCGUCGAGACGUUGCGAACCGUCACCGAAACGACGGUCAUCACGGAGACGACGACGACGACGGCGGCGCUCGACGAACGCUACAAGCCGCAGAAUCCGGAGGCGAUGAACGAGACGAUGUUCUCCGAGUCGGAGGACGAGGGACAGGCGGCCGAGCACGAGGCGGCCGCCGCUCACGCCAAGGAUUUCUCGGACAAUUUGGCGCAGGCGCUUCAGGAUUCCACUGGUGUUCAUAUGAUUCAUACCGGAGAGCAGGUGAGAGCAAUCGCAGAGUCGAAAUCGAGACGCGGCGAAGACACCAACCGGAAAAGAGGCCAUUUAUUUUGAAAAUCGAUCUCACUCCUCGUUUUCGCUUUCCCCCCGUCCCCAAGAGCCGCUGCACACAUCAUAAGUGAGAGUGCCCCGGCGUCUUCUAGUACACAGCCGUAGCCGCAAGACAUGUGGUGGCUCGUACACUCGAGCUGUGCGUAGAGCUCAUCCAAAAUGUUUGGAUUAUUUAUUCCCCUUUUACACUGUCCGCAACCCGCUGUUUUUUUUCCAGCUCCUUCAACGCAGUCAAGAGCUCGAGAACGGCGGCGCCAUUCCGAAAAUCAAUUCGGGCGGAAUGUCUCCGGACAGAGAGUUCGCGCGGAUUGCACCAGUUGCCACAUCAUCGCCGAUUGCCACGUCACACUCUCAACCGCUGGGACUCGCGCCGAGAGCCGCAUCCAUCUCGGGUCAAUUCUCGCAACAACCGAUUCAUCAGCAGCAUCAUCACGACGCGCCGGAUAAUCUCGAAGAGCUCGUGCGUCGCGCUCAGUCUCAUCCGAUCCACGCGGCGAACUUCCAUGAGAACAACGGCGCGGCGCUUCUCGAUCACGGACAUUCGGACAAUGUGCCGAUUGGACAUCAUGUCACACAACCGAGGUUUGUCUCGAGGACGCUCCUCAACGGAUAUCGGGGGGUUUGGUGGCGCUUCAGAGCGUGACGAUGGUGGCGGCGGUGUACGGUUGACGACAACCUCGAAAAAGUGUGUAAGUUGUCGUCGUGGUGUUUGCACAGACUUUUCUCAAAGAGUGUGCCAACACCACCACCAUCGCCGGUAAACGCCGCCAAACCCCCAUCACCGUUGACUUUAAGUUGUUCGAACCCCCCUCCCAUUCUAAUCACAAUUUCAGUAAACUCCAACAUAGAACGUAAGUUUUUAGCAACAAACAACAAGCACUCAAUUAAUUAUCAGUUGCCGUCGUGUUGUCCAUUUCUGGUGUACCUUAGUUCAAGCGCUAUCUCUUUGCAUGAAAUCAACAGCCAGUUUUGGAGCAUCUCGCGCCUAAACAUUGCCCAUUUUUCAGCUUCCUCAUCUCGUUCUUGGUUGAUGCGCGCGGAGGAGCGAUGCGUGGAUGUCGUCACUCGGGAGUUCGAAUUAUUGUGCCGCCGCGAAAGGCGUCUCAACCGAUUCGAGUCACGUGUCGGUACCUGAGAAAGGUAGGAUUCUUUCCAGAAAAGCCUUUUAACUGAACUCUAUCAAUUUUCAGGAUAAACUCGCUCAUCCACCGCCGCUCAGCGAGGGAGAAGAGCUCGCGUCGCGGAUUCUUGAGAUGGCACCAGCUGGAGCCAAGUUCUUGGGACCGGUCAUUUUGGAAGUGCCGCACUUUGCCUCGCUCCGAGAUCGCGAACGUGAGAUCGUCAUCCUGAGAUCCGACGACGGACAGCACUGGAAGGAGCAUCAACUCGAGGCGACCGAAGACGCCGUCCAGGAGGUGCUCAACGAGAGCUUCGACGCCGAGGAUCUCGCGCAGCUGGACGACUUGCACACGCCUCGCAUCACUCGCAUCCUCACCAACGACUUUCCGAUGUAUUUUGCGGUCGUGACGCGUGUUCGACAAGAGGUGCAUUGCGUCGGACCCGAAGGCGGCGUCAUCAUCUCGUCGGUGGUGCCACGCGUGCAGGCAAUCUUCCCCGACGGCUCGCUGACCAAGACGAUCAAGGUUUCGGUUCAAGCGCAGCCGGUGCCGCAGGAGAUGGUCACCAGGCUCCACGGAAACCGUGUGGCCGUCUCGCCAAUCGUGACCGUCGAGCCGCGGCGUCGCAAGUUCCACAAACCGAUCACCCUGUGCAUUCCGCUGCCGCAGAGCAACAACAAGGGAAUGCUCACUCAGUAUUCGGGACAGCAGGGCCAGGAGCCGCCAACACUUCGGCUCCUCUGCUCAAUCACCGGCGGAUCCGCGCCGGCUCAAUGGGAAGACAUCACCGGAACCACGCAGCUCACGUUCACCGGCGACGAAGUCUCGUUCACCACGACCGUCUCCGCCAGAUUUUGGCUCAUGGAUUGUCAAACUCCUCGCGACGCGGCUCGCAUGGCUCAGGAGGUCUACAACGAGGCGAUCUCGAUUCCGUACAUGGCCAAAUUCGCCGUCUUCGCUCGUCGAACGUUCCCGGUCGAGGGACAACUUCGUGUGUUCUGCAUGACCGACGACAAGGAGGAUAAGACUCUGGAGAAGCAGGAGCACUUCAAGUUGAUCGCCAAGAGUCGCGAUGUCGAGGUGCUCAAGGGCAAACAUCAGUUCCUCGAGUUCUCCGGGAACCUGGUCCCGAUCACCAAGUCCGGCGAUCAACUCUCUCUCUUCUUCCUGCCGUUCCAGGAGAACCGAUUGGCGUUCAUGGUGAAGACUCGUGGAAAAGAUGAUUCGGAAGCGGCGACCGAAGGACGAAUCGGGUUCAUGGCCGAGCCGAAGAUCCGUUCGGACGCUCUGCCACCACAGCAUCCCAUCUGCACCCUCGCCAUUUCCCUUCCAGAGUACACCGGAGAGGUUAAGGUGACGCCGCCGCCGAAGAGAGAUGCGACGCCGUUCGAGAAGCGCUACGGAGACGCUCUGGACAAGGAGCUGCCCGAAUUUGUGCAUCAGAACGUGCUGAAGGGCAUCGGAGCCGACUGGCCGAGACUGGGACGUGCUCUCGAGGUGCCGCACCGCGACAUUCAACACAUUAGGUACAAUUAUCCGGGACAAGAGUGCAAGAACACGCUGAAAAUCUGGAUUCAUCUCAAGAAAGAGGACGCGAAUCAGGAGAAUCUCGACAUGGCGCUUCGACAAAUCGGCCGCGACGAUAUUGUCCGUUCGAUUGCGUACGGCGAGCCGGAGGCGCUCAUCAACUACAGUCAGGCGGACUCGCCGAGCCAGAAGCGUGAGCCCAUUCGGCACUUUGAAGACGUGCCCAGUGCGAGCCUUAUUAAACGUGAAGUACGCACCGAGGACCUUGUGACGAGGCAGCCGAUCCACGUGGCUGAGCCGGUUGUUGUCGAGCACGAACCGUCCUACUCGGCACCAAUUCAUCAUAGCCCGGUGCCAGAAGAACCGGAGCCUGAAGGUCGGAGACCUUCACAUUUUCAGAGGAGUUGAUUUUUCAAAUUUCGAUGAUUUCAGAAGAGGUGCCGGUUGCCGAGAUGCGUACAGUGGUCCGUACCGAGCGACACGUCCACGACAGCGAAGACGGGCCGGUCGUCGAGGAGAGAACCAUCACGACGACGUAUGAAGACGACGUGGCGGUCAACGAGAACAUCAGCGAUCGUACCGUACCGCUGAACGAUGAGGAGUGGCGAAAGUGGGAAGAGUUGAAUCGGCAAGCGGACGGCGCCGCGCCAUCCCCGGCCGCGCGCUCUUCCGUCGCAAUGUCGGAGCCGCUUCCGGAUGACGUCGAGCAGCACGUCGAGUCGGAAAGCCAUCGCGAAGACGAUGGGACGAUCGUCACGACGACAGUGACGACCAGCCACAUCAGCGGUAGGUCUUGGGCUCUAAUAACAAUCCUCAUCCGUACAUCCAGCACGUAAUCGAGCACCACCCAUUCCUAACCUUUGCAGAUUCUCCGCUGCCCGACGACGACGACGCCACGGAUGACGAACAAGAAGGUAGAGCCUGA